Molecule: messenger RNA, 1036 nt
Organism: Tricharina praecox
Lineage: Eukaryota; Fungi; Ascomycota; Pezizomycetes; Pezizales; Pyronemataceae
Exons: 4
Coding region: 196-819 (207 amino acids)
Source: RefSeq, a predicted model, not a curated record
CCUCUUUUGCCCUCUUCAUUGCACCUCUUUCACCCUCUUCUCCUUCCAGCUCCGAUGCAGGCCAUUGCCACAUCUUUACCACGCUGCCUAUGUCAUCUCUAGCUUUCACCGUUCCUUGGUGGCAUCAUACACCCCUCCACCUGCAAGCAACGACGGCCACCCAACUUUCGCAGCCUAGACGCCGCCCUACUUCUGAUGCGUGCCCACACUCAAUCACAGGCAACCGACUGUUGUUUGAAUGGAGGAAGCUGUCCCAACCCAGGUCUGCUCCGUGUCCGGCAGACGAAGAUACCCGGUUCGAUCAGGGAGGCGGAGCAACAAGCCUCUGACAUCGCUGCAAGCCUCUGUACGCAUUUCGGGGUGGCGUGGGUUGCAUGGCUGGUUCUGGAAUGCUGCGCAUUGCGGCUCCGGAGUUACAGCCGUCCCUACUCCGCCGUAUGGCUAACCGUCAGCCUGCCGAAAAUCUUCACAGAACUGCCCAAUGGGCUCGUCCAUGGCCAUCCAACACCCCAGUACGUACUGGUACUGCCCGCUUCAGCUGCACGUCAGCUUGACGUGAACUACUUUGCAUUAACCGGGGCUGUGAAUGCAGCCUGGUCGGAAUAUGCAUCAUCGUACACAAAUAAGUACCAUACAGAGUGUGAAUACCGGUAUCACUUCAACUAUUAUUCAAAAGUCCGUUCCCAGCGCCCCUUCAAACAAACCCCCGUGGAGAUUCCAUCACAUGAUUCGAUAGCGAGCUUGCAGCCCCAGACCUGCAUGCUAUGGACCCAACUCUGCCACACGUCACCCUCGCACAUCACCCUACAGCUAAGUUAGAUAACGCCCGAAACUGCUCGACAAUCUUCCUUCGGUACCCCAAACCGCAACCCUCCAGCUUUGUUAGGCUCGAUGCGUUAACAGUCGCCAUUCAUCAUGACGUCGCAUUACCGAUCCGGGAACAGGCAGCGGUCGAGUGAGCGGCACAACUCUACCAUCGGGCCAGGUGCCCAACAGACUUACUUCAACGACGCAAGAGACAGCGGCAACACGAACG